CCCACAUCCCACCCACCCCACACCCACAUCCCACCCACAACCACACCCACACCCACCCACACGCACACCCACACCCACACCCCUAUUGAAGUCUAAACUACACGUUAGUAUUAAUAAUAAAUAAUUGCUUUUGAAAAUCACAUGAAAAAUAAUCAGGUUCAGUUGUGAUGCCAGUUUCCUAUUCGCUUCAUCUUGUGCACACCCAAAGACGAUUACAUUACUAAGGGUACUGUAUUGUUAAAAAACAUAGAUUAAGUAAACAUAUGUAAAAUAUUUAGUCAAAAAAAGAAUAAAUCGAAUCUGAAUGCAACUUUAGUCAUUCGUGUCACACUUUGAUUGGAAAAAUAUAAGUAUUGAAGUAAAAUUUUUAACGUAUCUCAAAGAGCAGAUCAAGAACUAUCUUUUUCAUGUAUUCAUCUCGAUGUCGAUCGUUCUGGAAGAACUUGAAUUUGUUUUAAUGCACGCAAUUCAAAAAAGUAUAUCUUUUUGUAAGUUUUGCCAAAGAACAUUUUAGACACAUUCAAAUAUUUCUUUUUUGAACUGUGUUUUUGAAAUUAAUAUGGCAAUUUUGACUACAAGGGUAAUAAUAUUCAAUAAAAACUGGUGAAAACAUGUUUUACAUUAAAUAGUUGUCAUACUCAAACGAUUAAUUAUGUGAUAUUGAAAUAGUUUGCAUGAAAACAAAGGAAAAAGAAAUGUAUUAUAGAGACUGUCGCUAGAGAUAUGAUGCAUGAUCGUCUACGUUUUAUCGAAGACAUUCAAAAAAAUGGAAUAAAACAGAACAAUAAAAACAUAAAAUUCUUGUUUUUCAAUGACUAUGAACAUGGAAACGUCUUUAUAAGAGGCUAUUCGCAACGAGAUAUCUCUGGAUAAGGUUUCAAACUUAAUUAAGCAAGGUGUUGAUUGCAAUUUAUCACAUUUUGAUCCAUAUAAUUUCAAGUUUAUUUCACCGAUUAAGUUGGCUGCUGGAAGGGGUGUGGGUGUGGAUGUGAAUAAGGAGAGUAGCCACAUCCACACCCACACCCAAAGAAGAUUAUAUUAUUUUAAAAAAUAGGAAAAAUUUUUCAAGUGAUAUUUGGACAAAAUUUAGUUUACCAGCACGAAGAAUUGCUAAAAAUCCAAAUCGAUAUGAAAUUAUACCAAAUUAUUUAUCAUGCAAUAAAUGUUUUCAAACUUAUCGAUUUUUAGAUUCAAAUACUAGUAGUAUGCGAGAUCAUAGAUGUCCAAAGGAUAUCUCCAGUACUCAAAUGCAAUUAAAAUCAUUUGUUACAUCAUCACCAACAGCAUCAUCAUCAUCAUCACCUUCACUUAGUGGCAUGAGACCAUUUCAAAUCAUAUCUGAUUCAGGCUUGCAGGCCAUACUACAAGAAUGUUUAGAUAUUGGAUUAUAUUGGGAAAAUAUUCGAGUAGAAGAAAUUUUAUCGUGUGAUCGUACAAUUCGAAAUGAACUAUCUAAACAAGCUGAGAUUGAACGAAACCAACUACGACAAUUAAUUUUAGAUUGUGCAAAAUCAGGUCGUCUUUGCAUCAGUCCAGAUAUCUGGACUGAUAACUAUAGAAAAAUUUCUUAUUUGGGUGCGACUGCUCAUAUGGUUGAUGAAAAAUUUGGUUGCCAUUCCAUUGAUUUAUUUUGCAUAGAAUUUAAAGAUAAAAAAAAUCCAGCAAAUAUACUAAAAGUGAAAGAAAAAAAAACACCAUCUAAAUCAUCACCAAUUAUUUCAACCGAAAUCACACCAAUGAAAACAACAAAUGUUGGUCGACAACCAUCUCCAGAAUUAAUCUCAAGUGAUGAACAAACUGAUGACGAAGAAAAAGCAGCUCUCGAAGGGUGGGACCAAGAAGAAGACGAUGAUGAUGCUGAUACAAUCGAUUAUUCUAUAUUAGAUUUAUCUAGUAUUCCCUGGAAUGCUCAGGAAAUUUUAGAAACAAUAAAAUAUUGUAAAGUUCUUGUAAAAUAUGUUAAAAAAUCUACUUUAAACAGACAAAUACAGUUAUUUGAUGUUGAACUUGAUCGUAAUGAAGAACAACAUUUAAGAUUUACUACAAUUUAUCAGUUUUCACUAAUUCGAUGGUUAUCCAUGUGCAAUUUACUUCAAAGUAUAAAAAGAUCUUAUGAACCUUUACGAAUACUAUUGCUUGAAAUUAAACAAUUACAUCGUCUUGAAAAGAUCAAUAUAGUGAUCGUUGAUCAAUUGAUAGAUUUUCUACAACCUUGGCAAAAUAUUCUGAAAGAAGUACAGAGGGGAAAUGGGCCAUCGUUGCAUGUUGUAUUUCCAUGCAUUAACUAUUUACAAGAAGAUUUACGUAAACGCGAGCGAAGCGAUAAAAGUGGUAAGAUCUAA
This is a messenger RNA of Rotaria sp. Silwood1, 2342 nucleotides long. The record is from the annotation of a GenBank genome assembly. NCBI's taxonomy places the organism in Eukaryota, Metazoa, Rotifera, Eurotatoria, Philodinida, Philodinidae.